Molecule: messenger RNA, 1005 nt
Organism: Trichomonas vaginalis G3
Lineage: Eukaryota; Parabasalia; Trichomonadida; Trichomonadidae
Exons: 1
Coding region: 1-1005 (334 amino acids)
Source: RefSeq, a predicted model, not a curated record
AUGAUUAAAACUAUAACCUUUGAUCCGCGCUCAAGCGAUGAAGAAAGCGAUGAUUUACCAGUUAUAAUAGAGAAAAAACAGAAAGAGAAUAGAUCAAACCCAAAAGUUAAAAGAAAAACUCGUUCUAAACCAAAUACUCGUCAGGCUGUCGUUUUUGAAGACGAAAAUAAUGAUAAUAUUGUUGACAAAUCAAACGAUGGUGAAGAAAUAGCCGUUACAACACAACGUAAAUCUCAGAACAUAAUUCGAGAACAAAUUAAUCAACCAUCGAUUGUUCAAGUACAACAAAAUUCUGAAACAGUUAAAGAAGAAGCAGUUGUAUCAGAAGAAAGUAUUGAAAAUUCUAGUAAAUCAGAUAAAACCUCCUCAAAUUAUAUCAUCAAUUAUAAAUUUUCUUAUACAGGAAAGUUAACAACUUAUAAAGUUAUCAGAAAGAUAGUCCGCCACUUUUAUGGUAGUUCUACCACAUUUACAAUGUUUCUAGGAGAGAAACAACUUUUUUCUAGUAAAUAUAUUCCAAAACAUAACUAUGUACCAAUCACAAAUCAACAAAAAUGCCAUUUCAAAGAUGUUGAUCCCAUUAUUUGUUUAGUUAUUGAUCAACAUCUCGAUCAAUUCUCGAUUCGUGAGAAAACAAUGACUGGUACUGAAAUAGGAGGGCUAAAAUAUACAAUAGCAUCUGAAGUCAGAGCUCGUUUUCGAAGAAUUGUUUUCUACGUGUUUUCAGACGACGGAAGUAAGAAUUGCUAUCGAUUUUCAUCAACGAUUCCUGAACAUUUAUCUGAUGAAUUCCCUAAAUUUGACUUUGAAGGACGAAAAUAUAUAAAUUCUAUUAAAAAUAAUAUUCUUCACGAGCAAUCCAUCAAAAGAAUGUGCUUUUAUCUUAGAAAAGUUGAUGAAAAUGUCGUUGAAAUCGAUACAAAAUGCGAUAUUGAUCCAAUUUUUAUUUUUUCAUUAGGAAUUUCAAAUUUCAUCUCAAAGCUUUGCGGACUUGAUGUAGAUUAG